Molecule: messenger RNA, 2549 nt
Organism: Ostrinia furnacalis (Asian corn borer)
Lineage: Eukaryota; Metazoa; Arthropoda; Insecta; Lepidoptera; Crambidae
Product: organic cation transporter protein-like
Exons: 12
Coding region: 208-1923 (571 amino acids)
Biological process (GO): transmembrane transport
Cellular component (GO): membrane
Molecular function (GO): transmembrane transporter activity
Source: RefSeq, a predicted model, not a curated record
UUUCCAAUGGACAUCGGAGUGAGUGACUCGUGCCGGGCUGCAUAGUAAAAAGUGUGAUGUGUAGAAUAUUCAAUUAAGGUCAGAAAAAACGUGAUUUUUGAUCUAGUAAUUUGGUCUGCUCUUUUGUAUGGCUUUUAUUUGGUGAUACCUAUAGUGUUAAUUUCUAUUGUGGCUUUUGGAUUUUUGGAUUGCAACGAAGUUUUCAAGAUGACUGAGGAGAUCAUGAGGCUUAACGAGCCGCCUCCCCCACCGCAAGGCGACAUCAUGGAACGCAUCAUCACCGAAGUGGGAGAGAUGGGCCGCUACCAGCGAUGGCUCUUCGUCUCCAUGAUGCCAUUCGGCCUGUUUUUCAUCUUUGCGUAUACGGUACAGAUGUUCAUAGCUGCCACGCCACAGGAGCACUGGUGUAAAGUACCUGAGCUGCAACAUUUGGACUUGGAUUUAAGACGAAACCUCUCAAUACCGGGAGCAGUAGACGGGCCGGACUGGAACCGGUGUGAAGUUUACGACGCCAACUGGACGCAAGUGCUGCAAACCAUGAUGCCUCCAGUUGGGAGCCCCACCGUCCCCUGCCGUCACGGCUGGGAGUUCCUUUACAACGAUAUACCGUACACUACGGUUGUAAGCGAGCGAGGAUGGGUGUGCGAGAACGCAGGAAUCGCGCCCUUCGCGCAGACUAUGUUCUUCGUUGGGUCGCUGGUGGGGUGCGCAUUCUUCGGCUGGGUGGGAGACAAAUAUGGACGAGUGCCAGCUCUAAUAGGAGCAAAUCUCAUUGGAUGUUUCGGGGGAGUGCUGACGCUGUUCACUUCGGGCGUCUGGGACUUCACCAUCGCCAGGUUCAUCGUUGGCUUGUGCAUUGAUUCCUGCGCUAUAAUGAUCUACAUUAUAGUAAUUGAAUACGUGGGUUCUCGCCAUCGAACAUGGAUAUCGAAUAUUUCGAUUGCGGUCUACUGCGGGGGAGGAGCCUUAUUGAUGGUGGGGCUGGCACUCUGGCUCCUGGACUGGCGACACCUAGUCCUGGCCACUUCGCUCCCUAUGCUGUUCGUGCUGGUCACACCUUUGUAUCUACCGGAGAGCGCGAGAUGGUUGGCUUCUAAAGGAAAAGUCAACAAAGCAGUAAACAUGUUGAAAAAGUUCGAAAAGGUUAACAGGAGGGGUAUACCAGACGACCUUAUGGCAGAAUUCAUCGUAGUCGCAAGCCAAAAAAGCACAGUAGACGAGUCGCUGCGAGCAGUAGUAGCCAGCAAACCCCUUCGGAACAGCUUGCUCGUCCUCAUAGCAGUCACGAUGGUGGGCAACCUCGGCAUCGACGCCAUCCUCAGGAUGUCCGAGAGCAUCGGCACCAACUUCUUCCUCACCUUCACGCUGUCCUCGGCGUCGGAGAUACCGGCGCUUGUGUUGGUCACGCUGGUUUUGGAUAAAUGGGGUCGCCGUAGUUUAAUCUCUGGGACAAUGGCAGUGGCGGGAAUUCUGGCUCUCUUUACUGCAUUCACUAGUAAAGGUGUGACGCAAAUGGUGCUGGCGGUGGCGAUGCGGUUUGCCGUCAACAUGGCAAUCGGCGCGCAGCUGCAGAUGGUAGCCGAGCUCAUUCCAACCGGCGCGCGCGCAAGUGGCAACGCGCUCGUGCAUCUCACCGUCUACGUGGCAGCCAUGUUCUCACCGUACGUCGUUUACUCGCAACGUCUAUGGAUGCCGCUGCCGCUGCUGAUCAUCGGGCUCCUCUGCCUGGGCGCCGGCGCGCUGUCGCUGCUGCUGCCCGAGACCAAGGGCCAGCCCAUGCCGCAGACCAUCGCCGACGCUGAGAAGCUCAUCAGGGACGGGAUGCUGUGGCAGAAAAAAAAGCCAGAUUUAGAUCAAAAUGAGAGACUCAAUGAAGAAUUCCGAAAAAUGAGCAUGAGUGUCACAAGUUUACAUAGAAUGUAAUGUUAGUAACAAAUUAAGUAAAUUAUUAAAUUAAUUAUUUUUAGUAUUUAUAAAUAAUACCUACCUACUAUGUGAUAUGUUAAGUUGUGAUUUGAAAGUGCCUAAAACGAUUAAUAAAGUGAUAUUUUUAAUGAAAUGCUAUAUUUAAUUGUAUGUUUUAAUUUAUGCAUUAGACAUGAAUAAGUUUUUUCGAUAAGAGACAAGUGUGUUAAAAAAGUUGAUAACCCUCUUUCUGGCGCAGUCGGGUAAAAAUGAAACAACUUUAAUAGGUAAGACAAAAUUGUUUAUCUACAGAAGACAAUGCUAUUGUACAGUUACCUAUGACAAAAUAAUAAUUUAUUAUUGUUCAGACUUUUAAGUUUUAACAAUCAGCACCAUAAAUACGUAAUUUCCUACACACAGUAGGUAAAUAGUAAGGCAUUUAAAAUUAGGCAACACUUUCAUAACAUUGUAUUAUUUUUAAUUGAAUCAAAUAAAAACAAAAGAGAAUAUCUUUUUCAUUUUAAUAACAAAAUUGACUGAUAUUUUCCCUAAUUUUUAAUGAAAAUGCCAAUUAAAAUUUAACUGUAUUUACACUUUUUGCAAAAAUUCCUAAUCAAAGUACCUUACUUUACAUACGAGAUAUU